AUGGCGUCUGACGGUGGCGACGGAGUCGAACGAGUUCAGAACAGCCCCAUACGCUCCCUGACACCGUUGGACGACAUGUCACCGCCUAUAACGACCACCAAAGAAGCCAUCGGGGAGGGAAGCUCUGUGCUAACCAUGAUGCCGCCAACAAGCCGACAGUUAGCCCAACCGCUUCCCGCACUAUCGGAAACGAACACUGAAACCACCGCUCAACCACCACCUCAACAACCGUGGCCAACCUUGGGGACGAUACCGUCAGCCACACCUCUUCCAACGUCGUUGACAUUUCAGCCAACAGCAACACAAUUCUCAAUAAACCAAACGUCACCAUUCUUUACCCCGGUGGUACAACACCAACUUCCCUUUUUUCCAGCAGCGAUGGCAAUUAACCAAACACCAAACACCCAACCGACAUUUCACGUGCUGCCACAAAGCCAAAUACCAAUGAGUACACAGCCGACACUCCCACCGCUCGCACAAGCCAUGAUAGCACCACCAUCGGUUUCCUACUCUACGACAGGAACUUGGGGCGAACCUCUGGUAACCACCAACAUGAGUCGGCAGCAGCCUAUACCAACACAACUCCCAACCCAACCUUUACUCAUGCAUCCAGGAUACUCGUUACAGCUGUCGUUCCAGCAACAAGCCUUCUAUGGUCCCAGUCCGGGGUACCAGGCAUUCUACGGUCAUUUGGGAGCGCCGUCGUAUAGCUCGCCCCACUAG
Molecule: messenger RNA, 723 nt
Organism: Lactuca sativa (garden lettuce)
Lineage: Eukaryota; Viridiplantae; Streptophyta; Magnoliopsida; Asterales; Asteraceae
Source: RefSeq, a predicted model, not a curated record